CUUUCAAAGAUAUUUUAAAAUGUCAUAAAAAUGAAAUAGUCUAAAAGUAAAUAAACAAAACCUAUAAAGUCGCAAUGGCUCCAAAGCUAAAGUUCGCUGAAGGUGAAAAAGUGUUGUGCUUCCAUGGUCCCCUCAUUUACGAGGCAAAAUGUCUGAAGAGUUCUGUAACUAAAGACAAGCAUGUCAGGUAUUUGAUACAUUACGCUGGUUGGAAUAAAAAUUGGGAUGAAUGGGUACCCGAAAGCAGAGUGCUAAAAUACAAUGAAGCUAAUGUCCAGCGACAGAAAGAGGUCCAGAGAGCUCACUCAGCACAGCCAGCUAAGACAAAAAAAACACCAGCUAAAGGCCGUAAAUCUGAAGCAGCCACCAGCUCUACUCCAGCCAGAGAAGAGUCUCGAGCCUCCACGCCUGCAGGUAAAGACACAGAUACAACACCCGCUCCAGCUAAAGCUACGAAGACUCAAAGUAAAGACACUCCUGCCGACUCAGGAUCUGAUCAGCCUAAGAAGAAAAGAGGUCGCCUUGACUUGUCGAUCGAGUCAGAAGAACAAUACCUAGCAAAAGUUGAAGUAAAAAUUAAAAUACCAGAAGAGUUAAAAGUUUGGCUCGUUGACGACUGGGACGUCAUUACCAGACAACAAAAAUUAGCAAUAUUACCUGCUAAAUUGACAGUCUCACAAAUCGUGGAUAAUUAUUUAGCAUCUAAAAAGUCGAGUAAACUACACAAUCAGGCCAAGGAAUCAGUUUUAGUCGAUAUAACUGAAGGAAUAAAGGAAUACUUCAAUGCUACGCUGGGAUCUCAACUGUUGUACAAAUUCGAAAGGCCACAGUACAGCGAGAUAUUGCAGGAAUAUCCAGACACACCCAUGUCUCAAAUAUAUGGAUCUAUACAUUUACUAAGACUGUUCGCUAAGUUGGGUCCAAUGUUAGCUUAUACGGCAUUGGAUGAAAAAUCCCUACAGCAUGUAUUGACUCAUAUACAAGAUUUUUUGAAAUACAUGGUUACGAAUAGAUCGACAUUGUUCAACUUGCAAGACUAUGGGAACGCUACUCCUGAAUAUCACAGGAAAGUUCAAUAAUGUUUUAGUUUUAAGUUUGUUAGUGAUCAAUAAAGUUUUAACCUUGAGUAGGUAAUAAACAUUUUUGGUCUAA
Molecule: messenger RNA, 1152 nt
Organism: Melitaea cinxia (Glanville fritillary)
Lineage: Eukaryota; Metazoa; Arthropoda; Insecta; Lepidoptera; Nymphalidae
Gene: MRG15
Product: mortality factor 4-like protein 1
Exons: 6
Coding region: 75-1079 (334 amino acids)
Biological process (GO): chromatin organization; regulation of DNA-templated transcription
Cellular component (GO): nucleus; NuA4 histone acetyltransferase complex
Source: RefSeq, a predicted model, not a curated record